Talaromyces marneffei is the source of this 1698-nucleotide messenger RNA. RefSeq lists its product as uncharacterized. The transcript is spliced from 2 exons. The coding region runs from base 1 to 1698 and encodes 565 amino acids. The record is from RefSeq and is a predicted model, not a curated record. Gene Ontology annotation, cellular component: cytoplasm; nucleus; elongator holoenzyme complex. Gene Ontology annotation, molecular function: acyltransferase activity, transferring groups other than amino-acyl groups; iron-sulfur cluster binding. Lineage: Eukaryota; Fungi; Ascomycota; Eurotiomycetes; Eurotiales; Trichocomaceae. Gene Ontology annotation, biological process: tRNA wobble base 5-methoxycarbonylmethyl-2-thiouridinylation.
AUGACGGUGAAGCCAGAGACCCUGGCAAAGAGGAACAAACUGCUCCCGGAAAAUGAGCGAUUCCUACGCGCUUGCUCGGACGUUGCAAAUGCCCUCAUCCAGGAGUAUGAGGCCAGUCGAGACCCGAUGAAGCCCAAGAAAGACAUCAAUCUUAACAAGCUGCGGGGUCAAAUUGCCAAAAAGCAUUCGCUGGCCGCGCAACCACCUCUGACAGCAAUCAUCGCUGCAGUUCCUGAGCAUUAUAAGAAAUAUAUCCUACCAAAGCUGGUUGCAAAGCCCAUUCGUACCUCGUCUGGAAUUGCAGUCGUUGCGGUGAUGUGCAAGCCGCAUCGCUGCCCACACAUCGCCUAUACCGGAAAUAUUUGUGUCUACUGCCCUGGUGGCCCCGACUCUGAUUUCGAAUAUUCCACUCAGUCAUACACCGGUUACGAGCCAACCUCCAUGAGAGCUAUCCGAGCUCGGUACGAUCCUUUCGAGCAGGCACGAGGACGAGUCGACCAGUUGAAGUCGCUAGGACACAGCGUAGACAAGGUUGAAUAUAUUAUCAUGGGCGGCACCUUCAUGUCACUUCCGGAAGAUUACCGUAACUCUUUCAUAUCGCAGCUUCAUAACGCGCUCAGUGGCUAUCAGACCGAUAACGUUGAUGAGGCCGUGCAAGCAGGGGAGAUGAGCAAUAUCAAAUGUGUGGGUAUUACAAUUGAAACCCGCCCUGAUUAUUGCUUGGAUCAGCAUUUGAGUAGUAUGUUGCGAUAUGGUUGUACUAGGCUGGAAAUUGGAGUUCAAAGUUUAUAUGAGGAUGUUGCUCGCGAUACCAACAGAGGGCACACAGUUGCCGCCGUUGCGGAAACCUUCAAACUUGCAAAAGACGCUGGUUUCAAAGUGGUCAGUCACAUGAUGCCUGACUUGCCAAAUGUUGGCAUGGAACGAGAUCUGGACCAAUUCGUGGAGUACUUUGAGAACCCGGCCUUCCGUACAGACGGUUUGAAGAUUUAUCCUACCCUCGUGAUUCGAGGAACUGGUUUGUACGAAUUAUGGAGAACAGGGCGUUACAAGAACUAUACACCAAACGCGCUUAUCGACAUUGUAGCUCGAAUCCUUGCGUUGGUGCCCCCAUGGACGCGUAUCUAUCGAGUGCAACGUGAUAUCCCUAUGCCACUGGUUACCUCCGGUGUCGAAAACGGAAACCUUCGUGAACUUGCUUUGGCUCGAAUGAAAGAUUUUGGAACGACAUGUCGGGAUGUGCGAACGCGAGAAGUCGGUAUCAAUGAAGUCAAGAAUAAGAUCAGGCCCUCUCAAAUCGAACUCGUCAGACGAGAUUACACUGCAAAUGGCGGUUGGGAAACAUUCUUGGCCUAUGAGGACCCUAAGCAGGAUAUCUUGAUUGGUCUUUUGCGCUUGCGCAAAUGUAGCGCUACUCAUACCUUCCGUCCUGAGCUCACGGGUCAACAAACAAGUCUUGUGCGAGAACUGCAUGUUUAUGGCUCAGCUGUGCCAUUGCACGGCCGAGACGCCCGCAAAUUCCAGCACCGCGGAUUCGGUACUCUCUUGAUGGAAGAAGCUGAACGCAUUGCUAGAGAAGAGCAUGGCAGCAAGAAGAUCAGUGUCAUUUCUGGUGUGGGUGUCCGAAGCUACUAUGCACGUCUUGGGUAUACGCUUGAUGGUCCCUAUAUGUCGAAGAUGCUGGACGAUGAAGAGUAG